UCCGUGCAUUUUGUAAUUUUGGUGUCUAGCUACUUAGUUAUGUACUGUUCAAGUGAAAUAUGCAAAAUAAUAAAAUAAUUUGUGUAUCCAAGGGUAUAGUCUCAUCGUGUGAUAAGUGGUUGAACAGGUAAAACUUCAAACGUUGGAAACGUUAUGCAUUCGUCCUCAACGUACGUGUACCGAUCUUCUUGCGCUCGCAGCCAGACUAUCUUUACCAGUGACGGUGUCUCGCGCACUGUGUACAGAGACCGUAACCAGGGCUGGUGCUGAAAAGCGCCAGUUACCACAAAACGAGAGCGAGAGGAGCUUGUGCAGUGUUUUCAAUAGAGAAGUCACUGUAGUGAUGGCGUUCGUAUUUUGGCGAAGAAUGAGCGACGUGGAAAGAGACCCCGCCCUCUGGCGGAGAUCGAGGAGGGAAGCGUUCUUUUGUCGCGCCGACUCUCUUCCCGCAGGUUGUUCAACUGCAUUUCCACAAGGGCGAGAGAGGGAGCUGCAUUCGACUGUCGGGGAUUUUGUGACUAAACAUUGCAUGAAAGAAAUACUUGGUGGAGUUAUUCCUCUUCAUAUGAGUUUAUCAGACUUCUGCAAUCUUACAGAAAAAGAACUGAAAACUGAGCUUGGAAUCGAAAAUCCAGAACAAAGAAAACGUAUUUUGACAAUAAUACAGUUAGCGAAAGAGCUGGAAAGAGAAUCGGAGUUUUUAAGUGUAAUUUCAAGCAUUCAGUGCCAUACAGAAGAAUGUGCUCAGAACUUGCAAUUUGAAGAGGGAAAUUUAUCAAUUGGACUGUGUUGUUAUACCAGAAAUCUGACCAUAGAGCCAAGCAAUGUUUUGGUAGUGUGUUCCAAGUCAUCAACAUACAUAACCAACCCCAAAGGAAGACGUCAUCUUGCCCAAAGGACAUACAAUUUGUCAAGACUAAAGGAGGAAAAAUGA
Limulus polyphemus (Atlantic horseshoe crab) is the source of this 934-nucleotide messenger RNA. RefSeq lists its product as uncharacterized. The transcript has 4 exons. NCBI's taxonomy places the organism in Eukaryota, Metazoa, Arthropoda, Merostomata, Xiphosura, Limulidae. The record is from RefSeq and is a predicted model, not a curated record. The coding region runs from base 344 to 934 and encodes 196 amino acids.